GCUGAGGCAAGGUGGCAGGCAGGAAUCAAAGAAGCCCCAUCGUUGAGACAUGCCUGUUCAUCCCUGCUAGGCUCUCUCUCUCUCUCUCUCUCUCUCUCUCACACACACACACACACACACACACACACACACACACACACAGAAAGAGACACCGUUACACUGCCCAGAGACCUGCCUGUGGAGCUUCCCCAAGGAGUCAUGACCAAGGAGAUCGAGUCUCUGAUGCUUCUGCAGAACGAAAGCUUCAACCCCCCGCGGUACUGCGACACUUUCAGCAUGGACACCUGGAGGCCGUACACGGAGAACCUGGGCUCGGAGGACAGCAGGACGCGCGGCAGCAGGCCGAGCAGCGAGGACGACGUCACCGUCUUUUCCUUCCUCUACGAGCAGAACAAGACACUUAAAGAGCAGAAAAUGAUGCCUUGCUCCCGAAACAGCAGCAUGUAUAAGUCCCUGGACAGGAAUCCCAGCACCACGUCCCCUGACCUAGUGGCCCUGGAGAGCCCCACCCACAUCAUGAAGCUGCUGUCCGAGACCUUCUCCGGCACCCCGCAGCAGGACCCGCUGGAGCUGAACAAGAAGGUGGCCCCCCUCUGUGGCCACCGCACGGGCCCCCUGCCCGAGGACUUCAUCACGCCCCAUGCGGAGAGCUACGACAAGCAGAUGUUCAGCAUGGACUUGGACUUCAUCCUUCAGCCACCGCAGCCCAAGUGGACCCCUGACUCCACUCCAGAGACUCUGUCCUACAACAAGCCUUUUGUGGAACAGGCCAGCCCAGCGUACUCUUACACAAACUCCCCCUCGGACAGGUACAGAAACGAGUUCCAGUUCAUUCUGGGAGCCCCUCCUGCCUUCCAGCACAAGAGCAGCGAGAUUCCAAUGGUGUACCUCAACAAGGGCCAGUUUUACCCCAUCACCCUGCAAGGAGUGGGUGCUGAGAGCGCAGCAGGCCACUCCUGUACCAAAGUCAAGACGGUGAUCAUGGCAGUGUUUGACAACGACAAGAACCCCGAGAUGCAGCUGAAGUGCUGGAACCACUGGCACGCCAGGCAACCGACAGUCAAGCAGAGAGUUAUUGACAUCGCCGAUUACAAAGAGGUGUACAGCAGCAUCGGCAACGUGGAAGAAGUUGCUUUCAACGCCCUGUCCUUCAUCUGGAACACGGCUGAAGAGGCGAAGGUGUACAUUGGCAUCAAUUCGCUCAGCACAGACUUCUCCUCGCAGAAGGGCGUGAAGGGCCUUCCUCUGAACCUCCAGAUCGACACGUAUGACUUCAGCACGGGCAACAACCGGCUCAUCCACAGGGCCGCAUGCCAGGUUAAAGUCUUCUGCGAUAAGGGUGCGGAGAGGAAGAUGAGGGAUGAGGAGAGGAAGAGAGCGAAAAGGAGGGUCAAGGGCGCCGACUCCAGCCACAGCGGCCCCGCCAACAAACAGUCCGUGGUGUCCAGCUCCAUUGGCGGCGACUGCACCUACUUGAAAAGCGUGGACGACCUGGUCGCCGUGCCGGUGCUCUUCAUUCCCGAGAUGCACUUCUCCAACAUGCAGCGCUGCGGCCUGCAGGUGCCUCCCGCCAUCCUGGAGGAGUCCGAAAGGUCGGCGCUGAAAAGACGAAGCUGUCCCCCUUACCCAGAGAACGGAGACCGAGGAAGCCCCCCGACCAGCAAGCAGCCCAGACAAGAGGAGCCGCAAAGAGUGCUCCUGUACGUGCGGAGAGAGUCAGAGGAGGUGUUCGACGCCCUCAUGCUCAACAGCCCUACCCUGAAAGGCCUCAAGGAAGCCAUUUCAGAAAAGUACGAAAUGCAGCUAGAAAGCAUUGGAAAAGUCUACAAGAAGUGCAAGCGAGGAAUUUACGUGAACAUGGACAACAACAUCAUUGAACACUACAGCAACCACUCUGCCUUCCAGAUGGACGUAACCGAGGUGAUGGGGCUGGCCCAGGUCACGCUCACCGAGCUAUAAGCCUCUACCUGCCUGCACCCAGCCUCCGCACCUCAUCCCUCAGGACCACGUGGCUGAUGUCAGCGGGCCCCAGCUCCUCAAAUGCCUGCUAAUUUCAAAACGUUAGAAAGCAUUUCUACGCUGGAGCCAGAGACACAGGCACAUUGCUGACCCAACUACUGGGGGCUUCUUCACUGAAGCCAUUCUAUACAGUGUAAAUACAUCAUCAAGGUUUUCAUACUUUUUGUCAGUUUUUGGCAAAUAUGGCAAAAGCAAUUAUGGGUCAUCUUCUGUAAAUACAACAUGUAAAUAGAAACAGAUAUGAAAAAUAUAGGGAGAAGACAACAGGUGCAGAGAGAGAAAGGAAGUUCAAUGCUGCCUGGGCACGAACAUGCGUUGUGUUGUCUGCUCUCCACUGGGUGCUGCUUCCGCUGCUUUGGAUGUGUCAUUUGCUGAGAACAACUUCAAAAGUGUCCAAAACUUUUUUCACUGCAUGCCAUUUCUUAGACUCAUUUAGAGCUUUUCAUUGCUGUUUUCAGUGCCAAAAAUACUGCCAAAAAAUUUCCUGUAAUUUUCACCUCUAAAGUUAGCCCAGAGAAAGGCUUUUUAGAACAAAUGUCACACAUUUCCCCUUUCAAAGCCACAAAACUGCAUGUG
Molecule: messenger RNA, 2595 nt
Organism: Scleropages formosus (Asian bonytongue)
Lineage: Eukaryota; Metazoa; Chordata; Actinopteri; Osteoglossiformes; Osteoglossidae
Gene: grhl3
Product: grainyhead-like transcription factor 3
Exons: 16
Coding region: 199-1959 (586 amino acids)
Biological process (GO): regulation of transcription by RNA polymerase II
Cellular component (GO): nucleus
Molecular function (GO): RNA polymerase II cis-regulatory region sequence-specific DNA binding; DNA-binding transcription activator activity, RNA polymerase II-specific
Source: RefSeq, a predicted model, not a curated record